Molecule: messenger RNA, 6731 nt
Organism: Varroa destructor (honeybee mite)
Lineage: Eukaryota; Metazoa; Arthropoda; Arachnida; Mesostigmata; Varroidae
Gene: Syx1A
Product: Syntaxin 1A
Biological process (GO): exocytosis; vesicle fusion; intracellular protein transport
Cellular component (GO): plasma membrane; SNARE complex; endomembrane system
Molecular function (GO): SNAP receptor activity; SNARE binding
Source: RefSeq, a predicted model, not a curated record
UGCUGCUGUAGAAGGCGGCUGCUGCUGCUACACAGAGUGUGCCUGCCUUCCUUCCUAUCAGGCUUCUGUCGAGCGCCGCCAGCAGCGCGUUAGUGAGUGAGCCAACAGCAGUGGCCUGUCUGACUAGCUCCUGCAACCAACCGAGUCCUUUUGCCUUGCUUUCUUCUACCACUUGCUCGGCCUGAGAUAGGAGGCCGCUAACGAGAAGAACAUCCUCGGACGACGGACGCACGGUGGAGUGUAGUCGCGCUGUGGUCGUGUGCUGGCGGGACGUCAGACGACGACGGCACCAAGACAGAGUACGGAACACGGCUGCAGCGGAUGGAACGAAAGAUUUGUUGUAAAAUAAUAAAAGAAUAGCGGCAGAAGCAGCAGCUCAAGCAGCAGCAGCAGGAGCAAAAGGCGCAGCGCAAGGAAUAGGAGAAGCAGUAGAAGGACUAGCAAGCGCUGCACGCAGUGGAAUUGUGACGGAGUGCAAGAGUGAACUGUGUGAUCUGUGUGACUGUCCUAACUGGUGGCCUGUGGACGAGCGCUGGCUGCCUGCAGGUAGCUGCUGCUGCCAGCCGAGAAGCAAACCACCUACCCACCUAUCCAGCAAUAGCAGAAGCAGGCUCCUGACCUGCGCUGGACUAGUCUAGCGCAAUUGACUGCUUUUAACACGCCCGAUUACUGCUGCUGCUGCGGCUGGUCGCUAAUCGCAUCGUCUGGAACGAAGCUGGACGGACCGGGGUCCACGACAGAUAUCUCUGCAGCCACUUUUACGGACAACAACGGCAGCAGCAGCAGCAGUAGCAACAACAACAAGCAUUAAACAGGCGGCAGCAGCAGCCGCAGCCGCUGCCGGACAGAAGGCAAACGGCAGACAACAUUUGCGAGUGGCAUUCACCCGGACAGAAGCGACGAUAGCAGUAGAGCGCAUAUUCUGGCCGACAAGCAUUGCCAAGUACGACAGAGCUUGUGGCCUUAGUUGAGGUACUCCAGUGGUGGACAGCGAGCGAUCGUGCUACCUGCGGUCGAAAUAGCAUCAGCAAAAGUAAUAACAGCGACAGUUACGUUAACAAAAACAGUAGCACUUCUGGCUAACGUUACCUAAUGGUACCGAACAGAAACGAACGUUAUCAGUAACCGUGAACAGCCACUACGUCAAUAGAUUGUCUGGUCUUGUUGAAAAUAAAGCGAGUGAUGAUAAUGGUUUGGGUGAGGUGAAGAAACUGCUAAAGGCGACGGUACCGAACGGAGCUCGCUAGAGGCGUCGUACCCCCUCAUAGUGCUGCCGGUUGUAGUGGGGCAAUUGACGACAAGAACUGCGUGGAGAACAGUCACUGCGUUUGGGUUUACCGAGUCUAUCCACGUAACGGUAGCAGCAAUAGUGGAACGCGAAUAGAAAUCUACGGUACAAUACAUCGCGCGAAGACUGAUGAGACCCAUUAUAGGGUAGUUGUAAGAGAGUGAUUGUCACCAUUAAAAAUAAUAGCAAGAAAGAUACCGGCGAAGACCACAUUGUGUUUAAGUGUAUUUGUUUGAUCGGCCCCCCUCCUCUCCUCCCCAUUUACUUGCCUGCCGCUAGACUCGGCUCGAAAAGCACCAAAUCGCUCAGGCGACACGGGCAGAGAAAGAUUGAGAAAACGAAAGAGCGAGAGAUUCGUUAGUCAACUGGUUAACAAUUGACCAGCAGACUGAUCUAAUACGGGUAUAAUCAGCCAUCAUACCGUCGAUACGGGGUAGCGCCCCAGCGUGCAGUAAAAAAUUAAUGAGGUUGUGUGUGAUAAUCAGUAGCGUCAUGGUAAUAGUGGUGCAAAAAAAUCAGCUCUGCGGUAGCAGGAUAACAGGAUACUAGUCGAAAGCAUCAGUAACGGAUUGUGUGUGCAACUUUGGGCAAAUGUUCUCUCAGACGAGGUGCUGCUGUGUGCGCUCCGUGUGUAGAAAUAGCGGGUGGUAAAACCCGUGUCGUUACUGGCUAAUUGCGAAAGCCUAUUAGGUGUAUCUGUGUGCCAGGGAAAGGUGGCAGUGGUCAGGCUUUUCAAUUCAUUCAGGUUAGUUAGAGUAACUGGCGUAACGUAAAGUCUAUUUUAUGAAGUUGUUUGAGGCGCUGAAAGCCAUACAGACACUAUUGACAAAGAUCAGGUGGCCUCUUAACAAAGUAGUUGAUUCGCUGGCGGUUGGGACUCACUUCCGGUUAAGUUAUCCUAUUACGCUGUGUCGCUGUUCCCGUUCUUAUGGGUACCAACAGGUACAGACAGCACCUGUUAAAAACUGAAAGCCAGGGCUAAUCUGAAGCUGUUUCUGUCAGAGUACCCGCGGAGGCGUAGGUGCGCGUACACCUGUAAUACUGAGUGUAUAUACGCUCAUAGUAAAGUCAAAAGGAGGAGCCAGUUAAAACCGUUGCAGGGCAGGAAGUUCGGCGUCAACAACAACAGCCGAGCGAAUCAGAGGCAAUUGCUCGCUCGCUAAUCACAGCGCCAGCCAGGACCUUGAUCGGUCGAUAGGGGCUCUAGCUAUCGGAGCAGGUCCGUUUGGCUGUUUCGUGUGCCCGUUGAUUGCUGUUAAUGUUUGUUGAUUGACGCGAGUACCGCAGUUGACGUCGGGGAAGAUAAGCACGAAGCGCACUGCAUUGCUGCAGUCCUACUGCGAGGCCCUCCCGUGUGAGUCGCAGUCCCGUCAGCGAUUACGCUCUCUUAAUCCUUUCGCGCUGGUUAUAGCUUCCAGUCUGCCAGAAAGCAAAAUAGGUCAGAGCCAAUAGGUAGUUCAAGACCCUUUCUGAGCUAAGGUGUUUUUCUUCUUGCGGUUGUUGCGUAACCAUGUGGGUGGGUGAAUAAACAUCCCAUCAAGUGAAGGGAAGGAAGGCGUGUGCGCGACGUCGAAUUGUACCCACUCAGAAAGUGGGUGAAGAGGGCGCAAAAUAGAAGAGUACCAACCCGAUCACUACCAAUUGUUAUCAAAAUACUUUACAUCUCCUAUAGUGGUACACAAUUAGCGACGAUCACCAUUACCGGCUCUAGUCACUCAUUGCUAACGUCAUUAUCAUCAUUCAACAGUUAGCAGCGUCGCUACCGUCACAACGCCAACCUCAGCAACGGCAGCGAAGGCGAGCUCAGCGCCGGUGAACUCAGCGCCAAAGAGAACCAGCGUCAUCUGAAGCCGACUUAGUGGUGAUGCAAGGCGAGCUAAUGGGCGUUUAUUUCUUGAUCGGCCUCCACUGCUCCCUGAAUCGUAAAGUCGCUGUUGAAUUGUUCGCGGCCACCCUUGCGUCGAGCGAACCAUCUCGUACUCGCUAGUCGUCAACUGGACCAGCAUCAGAAACGUGUACGACCAGGUGGUAUUGCGACAGUCCGCCACCUUUUUUUUUAAACCCUGUCGUGCAUCACGCAACAAUUCGUGUCUCCGUGUGAAAGCUCGCCCUGUGGGUGUGUAUAGUUCGUGUAUGUGUUCCCCUCUGAGCAACAAAGGGUCCGGUGGAGCUCGUCGUUUGAGUACCGUUACUGCUACGACGACUACGGGUCCUGUGGCGCGAACUGCGGCGCUUGAUGCAAGUCUCGCCAAGUACGGCUUGAUUUGACGCAACUCAGAUCGAUAUCAAAUGAACCCUAACGGCUGGCGCCAACGUAUGAGCGUUACGCCUUAGAACGCAACCUCUCUUCUUCCGACGUAUGCACGGGAGCAGAAGAAUACGGAUACACUGGCUGGAUAGUUUGGUGGAGCAAACGGUAUACUAGUCGCCAUAUAGCGAUCUGACACAAAAGUCCAUACAUAGAAACGCAAAUCUAUUCAAGGUAUCAAAUGCACUGUGGAAAUAAUCGCCGUUGUUGUUAUUGACACGUCAAUCAGGCAGAUACACAGCGAUAACGGCCGUAGCGGAAGCCACAAAAUCCGAUCCAGGCCGAUAACAGCAAUAGGAACAACAUCCGUCGCUGUUGUAGAUCAGUGGCGGUCGCUAUAGUUCCCGUGAAUAUACUCGAAGUGGUUCUACGAAAAGUAGUGGCCGUCACAACCACUACCAAAGUCGGGCGUUGGCCGCAAUUUGCAUUGACAAGUACACUUUCACCACUUGGAAGCGGAAAAACAACAGAAAUUGAAGUACAACCAUGACAAAAGAUAGGUUGGCCGCUCUGCGGGCGUUGCUGUCUACUUGUUCGCAGCCGCGAUCGAAGGCCAUCGAAGACUCCGAAAAAUCAAGGACAUGGCAAUACGGCUGGCCGUAUAACUGUAAACAGAUAACAUCAUUUGUUGGCACAAGGCGACAACGACGAUGUCGCCGUCAGCGUGGAGGAGCAGCGUGCUCAGGGUUUUAUGGACGAAUUCUUUGCCGAAGUUGAAGAAAUUCGUGAGAACAUCGAUAAAAUACAGACAAAUGUCGAAGAAGUUAAGAAGAAGCACUCAUCUAUAUUAUCCGCCCCGCAAACGGACGAAAAGGUCAAGCAGGAACUCGAUGACAUGAUGGCGGAUAUCAAGAAGACGGCGAAUCGGGUUCGUCAGAAACUCAAACACAUGGAGCAAAGCAUCGAACAAUUGGAGCAGACGCAAAUGAUGAGUGCAGACUUCCGUAUACGAAAGACGCAACAUUCCAUGUUGUCGCAAAAGUUCGUUGAGGUGAUGACUGACUAUAAUAAGACGCAAACCGACUACCGAGAACGCUGCAAGGCGAGAAUACAACGACAGCUGGAAAUAACAGGUCGUGUGACGACAAACGAAGAACUGGAGGAAAUGUUGGAGACGGGAAACCCGGCCAUAUUCACACAAGGCAUUAUCAUGGAGACACAGCAGGCCAAACAGACGUUGGCGGAUAUUGAGGCGCGACACGCCGAUAUUAUGAAGCUUGAAAACUCGAUCCGAGAGCUGCACGAUAUGUUUAUGGACAUGGCGAUGCUGGUCGAAAGCCAGGGAGAAAUGAUCGAUCGUAUCGAGUACCAUGUCGAGCACGCGCGGGAUUAUAUUGAAACGGCCAAACAGGACACCAAAAAGGCCCUAGUCUACCAGAGCAAGGCGCGAAGGAAAAAGAUCAUGAUUCUCAUCUGUCUCACCAUUCUCAUCGUCAUUCUGGGCUCAUUCGGGCUUAGCUUCAUACCCGGCUUCUAAGCAUAGCUCGUGUGGCUGCGUCGGCAUUCCGCUAGGGCUCAAGUACUAGCCUAGUCACACUCUAGUGGAAGCCGAAAACAGACCGCCGAGCUCGCAGGCCCUAACCCCGGAGCCACCCAGCCCAACUGCCAGGCGGAACGAUUCAGCCGCCUGGCGGGCAAGGAUCGAGCUGACGCUGGCAUUGCACUAGUAGUGUCAAGCCGGUAUCAGUUUGGCUGCAAGCCAGGGACUCCGGGAGCAGGGCCAGCGAUUAGCACUAGGAGACCAGGACAGACGAGGACGCCAGGCAACCCGCGCCGCUUGCUGGCCAACUGACAACUCAAAGCGAAAGAAGGCAACAAAAAAGAAACCAGCAACGCAACGCAAAGAUGACGCACAGUUAUCAGACGACAAUGCAACCAGUCUCCCGCCUGCUUGCUGAUAAUGGCGUAUAAUGACGACGAAGUAAAUUGAUGGCAGAGGCGGCUGUGGCAGACCAACGCAAAGCAGCCAAAGGGAACGAAAAAUAGCCAGUACGAUAGAAGUAGAGUUCGUCACAGCGGCGCAGGACGCCUGACGACCAGAGGGUGCGGCGAUGAACGCCUCGCUCGCGCAGACAACUAGAUCCCCCUCCCAAUCGCCCCACCUAACGUGGCUCGCUGACCCGGCAGGACAUACAUCGGGAUAGCAAAAUCGAAACAAACCAAGGGAGUGAGGGAAUUAAUAAGGAAGGAUAUAAGGAAGGACAGAAAGGUAAAUUUGCGGGUCUAUCAGCAGUUUUACAGAACAGAACAAACGAUUGCAACUAAACGAACUAGAAGCAACUACUGUUAUGAUUACUGCAAACAAUAACGAUACCAGGAGUAAAAAUUAAGUUCGGCAGAAACGGCCAGAUCUAACUGCAACGGAAAAACAACUAACUACUCAGGAUCCUGUCGGGAAUCGUGUCCACAGUGGAAGCGACAAUGAAUUUCAGCCAGACAUAAACGAUAAGCUGAGCGCACGUCUUGCGAUAGCGAGAUAAAAAAAAAAAACGCAGCAUUGAUCAGUGAUAGUCAACCAAUGACGCUAGAAAUGAUGGCGAGGCUACUACUAACUAUAAAAAAAAAAACGUCAUUAACAUACAACCACGAUUAUACACGUAUGAGUAAGUGGAUCAGCAAAAACAAUGGGCCGAUGCGAGCAGCGUGUCUGGUUGAGAUAAAAUGGAGGCUAUACGACGACGACAACAACAGGCGAGGGAGUUAUGGGCAAGAUUUCCGUAGCAGGUAUGUGCCCAUACCACGAGCGGCACGCGUCAUGGUCAAGUGGGGCCGUCAAGACACGAAUUCACCAACGGGUCACCUCAGAGAUCGUGUGCCGUAUUGGGUGGACGCCGAAUUAUCGUCCCUAGAAUCAUCUUAUCUGUCUGACGGCAACAGGUCGAAAACAACUACUAGGACCGGAAUUGGAAUCGUAUAAAGAUCAACUUAGAUACGUAAAAGCAGAUAAAUCAAGGCAUGACGUGCAGCUCAUUACACCUAUGACACAACGACGCUGAUACUAUCCUUUGAGGAACAAUGGCCAAUAAAAUGCAUCGAGCAACGAGCCUAAGCAGAAGAAAAAAAGAUCUUAGGCCAAUGUUUAAGCGGCCGUUCAGCAUUCUCCAGGCCAUUACCAUUGCCAUCCCGCAAAAAAAA